Didymodactylos carnosus is the source of this 621-nucleotide messenger RNA. The record is from the annotation of a GenBank genome assembly. NCBI's taxonomy places the organism in Eukaryota, Metazoa, Rotifera, Eurotatoria, Philodinida, Philodinidae.
AUGAUUGACCAAAUUAUAGCCAACUUACUCCGGAAAACGUUGAAAACACUAGCACCAAAAUUGUCUGGUAGUAAAGAGGAAAAUGUUACCGAUUGGGUGAAGACGUAUGAAGAAUUAGAAUGGCCAGAACAAGGUGAAACAUGGGCUGAUUUCGAGAUAAAAGAACAACGAGAAAGGUUUCAAAAAACACCAAUAAAUGAAUGUGAUAUAUUAAGUAGUGGCAAACAAUUAUCGACAGCAUCAGGAGAAGGAGAAGAAAUCAAUGAUAACAAACAAGAGCAAUUACCAAGUGGUGUUAUUGGGACGAUGGAUAAAAGUCAUACUGUCCUAUUGUCAAAAUUAUAUGAGACAAUGAAACAAUUUCAAGUGAAAAGGAAAUCACAACCAGUAUCAUUGUCGUCAUCAUUAUUACAAUUCACACGCUGUACUGGUGGUUUGUCACCCCUAUGCUUCUAUAAUGGUACAAGUGGUGGAAAAGCAUUAUUCACAACAAGUAUUGAGGAUAUUUAUCAAGUAUUAAAUGAUGGUGGCCGUAUAUUCAUCAUACGUUUAUUGGAACAUGACAUGACUAAUUAUAUAUUUGGUAAUACGGAUUGGUUAUGGCAAUUUAUGGUUCCGUGA